Molecule: messenger RNA, 686 nt
Organism: Cololabis saira (Pacific saury)
Lineage: Eukaryota; Metazoa; Chordata; Actinopteri; Beloniformes; Belonidae
Product: sialoadhesin-like
Exons: 3
Coding region: 222-686 (154 amino acids)
Source: RefSeq, a predicted model, not a curated record
AUCCACAAUCAUGCAGAAAGGUGAAUUACAUCCGCAGGAGAGUCUGUGCCCUGGAGGGUUCUUCAGUAAACAUUUUAGGCAUCUACUCCCUCCCCAAAUACUAUACAGGCUCGUGGUAUAGAAUAUUGAGAAGUGUGGAGGAGGGGGGAGAUGCUUUAGCCCCCGUUGAGGCUGUGGCAAGGGAGACCACCACAAGCAAGGGAGGCCACCACACGCUCAGAAUGAAUGACCUGAAGGGGAAUGACUCGGGAACAUACAUGUUACUUUAUCACAUACCUAAUGAGGACUCUAAGCUGUCUGAUUUAAUGGGCGUGAUGUUGGUUGUCACAGGUCUGAAAGUGACCAUGUUUCCGUCUGCAGACGUGACCGAGGGUCAGAGAGUAACACUCACCUGCAGUACCAGCUGUCCUCUGAUGGACAACACUUCCUACAUUUGGUACUUCAACAGUCAGCCUCUGAACGGGUCGGAGAACCAAAACAAACACUUGGAUCUAGACCCUGUGAGCAGUCUGCAUGCAGGAAACUACUCCUGUGCUGUCACAACUCCCUCAUAUGUUCGCUCACUUGAGGAGGCUCUCACCGUCGAAGAUCUAGCACAUGCUGUGGGAAUACUGAAUAUUCUGAAAGUGGUUGUUUUAUUUCUGAUCCCAUCUCUUUUUGUUACACUCCACUUCAUGAUGAGGUAA